Molecule: messenger RNA, 1228 nt
Organism: Thlaspi arvense
Lineage: Eukaryota; Viridiplantae; Streptophyta; Magnoliopsida; Brassicales; Brassicaceae
Source: the annotation of a GenBank genome assembly
AGCAAGAACACUCGAGAAAAUCACCAGCGUAAUUUGGAGAUUCUUAGAAAACAUGUCUCAACUUCUCAGUCGAGUCUUGAAGCCUCUUGUCUGCAAAAACGUCAUCAGACACAACAACCAGAUGGUUCGGUUGUUCUCAUCUAUGCAACAGAUGUACCCGUAUGUAUUAGUUGACCACGUCCUUAAGGUCGGAGAGGAAAUAAGAAACUCGAUCGGAUAUUCUUUGGAUCCUCUAAUCGAUGUUGGGAUUGGUACAAGUUCGGUACAGGAAAUCGUGAUUAAGGACAAGGAACUCAAGGAAGAUGUCCGUGAUGCAAUGAAUGUCCGAUAUUAUCAGAAUGAUGAUAGAUUUGAAGUUUCCAUGUAUAGCGAUCAAUCGUACCUCAGCGAUAUUGAUAACGUGCGUCUCCAUCUUUGUAUGUAUCACGAUCCUUUGAACCCUAACGCAAGUCCCAAGGAACUUCGGUUACCUUAUCUGCCCACAGGGACUCAAAUCCAAAACGUAGCCAUGUCCAUUUGUCAAAGAGAUGAAGACACAAACAUUGAAGACUUGGUUGUUGCUGUCAAGAUAAAGAUCUAUAGUCCAGCUUCUCAUGUCCAUGACUUUAGAUGGAUCGAUAUCGAAACCACAAAUGAGUCCAUAAGCCCAUUCUCUUGUCUCAUGCAUAAAGAUCAGAAGUUCUACAUUCCAACUCCUGGAGGUGAAUACUUGUGCUCUUUUGAUCCCAACGUCAAGGAGAAGGACAAGCCCGAGCUAAUCCGCUUGUGGACAAAUCCUCUUCCUUCAAGUUUGUUGUACGAUUUGUCCGACCUGGCGAUUAAGAGGAGCAGGACAGACCACCUGGUCGAGUCACCAACCGGCGAACAAUUCCACAUCAAGUACUACGGAGACCACAAGAAGCAUUACCAUUGUGAAAGCUUCGAGCAGAAAACAAAACGGUUCAUGGUGUUUAAAGAGGAAGGACCAUCAACGGAUAAAAAAGGGAAAAUGAUGUCUUACACAGAAGACAUUGGAGAUCUUUGUAUCUUUCUUGGACGUAAUGAAGCUUUCUGUGUCCAAGCAAGCUCGUCUCUAGGUCUUAGGCCAAACUGCAUCUAUUUUGUGGGUUACAACUAUGGAGUUUUCGGUAUCACCACACAACUUUGCACUAUCUUCACCACAAAGGAAGGUCCAUUAAGAUCCACUGAUUUUCCUUACUGGCAUCAUCCUCUUUCUAUCACUACUAAU